Iphiclides podalirius (scarce swallowtail) is the source of this 471-nucleotide messenger RNA. Lineage: Eukaryota; Metazoa; Arthropoda; Insecta; Lepidoptera; Papilionidae. The record is from the annotation of a GenBank genome assembly.
AUGGAUGAGUUCCAGAAGGAAGUUAGAACAUCCAUUCCUGCAGCAAGUCCUUCUUCCAAUAUUAAUGCACAAUUUAGUGCAUUUAGAACUUUUGUUCUGUCGGCACUAGAGAAUCUGCAGCUGCAACUCCAGCUUCUCUCCAGGCAGCAAGACGAAAUGGAGGUAAGGAUGCGGAGGAAGAUGUUGCUUCUCCAUGGGGUGCCAGAAGUCCGCGAUGAAAAUCCACUUCAGUGCAUAACUCGGAAUCGCUUUGGUGUGUCACGGUGUUGGACACGUGAUGGGUCUAUUGUCAUUCUUGGGCGCGAUGGCACCCGACAUCGAGUGGUCUCCGUCGCGGAGGUAAAUGUCAUUCCUGAUGAAGCUGGAAGUUCCUCAGCAACUUCAACUGCAGUAACUGCGGCGACGGUAGUGGCGGCACCCUCAGCCCCUAAGCCCUCCAUCACAGGCAGGGUUCGGAAGCCGAUUAAAAAA